Messenger RNA from Hippoglossus stenolepis (Pacific halibut), 3307 nucleotides. It is a transcript of the gene rspo1, whose product is annotated as R-spondin 1. Lineage: Eukaryota; Metazoa; Chordata; Actinopteri; Pleuronectiformes; Pleuronectidae. The record is from RefSeq and is a predicted model, not a curated record. The transcript has 6 exons. The coding region runs from base 1023 to 1925 and encodes 300 amino acids.
CGUUAGUUGGAUGCAGCUCGACGCACAAAGUGGAUUUUAAAAAGCGCAACUCGCCGCAAACACGUGAAAAAACGUCACUCUGACUCAUUUCAUCGGGACAUAACCAAUAUAUUUUUAUGUUCAAAAUCUUUUUAUUUGGAAUUAUUUAAUCACUUGCAGAUUUCUUCUUGUGCAUCAUCUCCACAGUGUGACAGGGAGCUGCCUCGACACUGGGACAUGAGAGAGAAAUGAAAUCACACGUCUUGUUAAAUGAUGACACACAGAAGUUGCAUGGGGGGGAUCCUGUAGGAGGAGUUUUUUUUUUCUGACCAAACGACUAUCGGAUUUUUCCCUUAUAAAAAAGGAAAUUGAAUCGCGACCGUUCAAUGAGCAACUUCCCACUGAGGUCUCGAUGCACAGCAGGUCCUGGUGCAAGCAGAUGUGUUGUCACUCAUAAUCAAGAUCCCGUAUCCAUCUUUCUUCCAUCUGCAAGUUUUCACUUUAUUGCAUCCUUACAUCAUCUCUGAGUGAGACGUGCUCUCGUGAACUCAAGCUCUUUACUGACAGCGAGCACUCCGCAAACAGCAGGUUUCCUGCUUCCCUGCCAGUCCACCCCGAGGUUCAUGGGUUGAACCAGCAGGAUUUCCACACUCUCCUCUCCUCCGUUCUCUCCUCCUCUUCAUGCUCUUGACAGCCCCUGAAGUGCCCCCCCUCCGUCCUGCAGCCCCGCUCUGUCGGCUCCCAUCGUCAGCACUACCACCAGUGUGAUGGUUUGUUGUGCCUCGGGCUUGUUUGGAGCAUCACCCUCCACGACACAGACUUGCAGACGCAGCAGCCACUAGAGUGAAAGAUACAGAGAGCCAGAGGCGUGGAGGGGGGGAUAGGGAGAGACAGACAGAGCGAGCAGAACCACAGUAGAGAGGAGGGAUCAUCUGUCCCAGCAGCAGAGGGAUCCACCUGUCCCACAGACGAAGGGGGCCCCCCCACCUGAUCCAUCUGGUUGCAGGGGGGGACCCUGCGUGGCCGGGAAGGCAACAGAGACUAUGCAGCUGGGACUGGUGGCGCUGGCAAUGGUGUUCCUCAGCUCCAUGGGUCACAGCGACGCUCUCAAGCUCUCCAAGGCGAGAAGGCAGAGACGGGUUAGCACUGAGGGGCCGCCAUCUUGCCCCAAAGGCUGUGACCGAUGCUCGGAGUACAAUGGCUGCAUCAAGUGUAAGCCCAAGCUCUUCAUCUUCCUGGAGCGCAACGACAUUCGUCAGAUAGGAGUGUGCCUCGCCUCCUGCCCCGUGGGAUACUUCGGGAUGAGGAACCCAGAAGGCAACAACAGAUGCACCCAAUGUAAAAUAGACAACUGUGAAGCGUGUUUCAAUCGAAAUUUUUGCACAAAAUGUAAGGAGGGCUUGUAUUCGCACAGUGGCCGAUGCUACGUCAGCUGCCCUCCAGAUCAGCUCACCGCCAACGAGACCAUGGAGUGUGUCGGUCAGCGUGCUUCAGCGUGCAAACUGGGCGAGUGGAGCCAGUGGGGUUCCUGCAUGAAGAAGAACAAAACAUGUGGAUUUAAGAAAGGCUCGCAGUCUCGGGUCCGCUCGCCGCUUCUGCAGGUCGCCGGCUCGGACACCUUGCCGCCCUCAGAAGCCUGCGCUCCGCAGACAGAAAAAAAGAAGUGCGUUGUGAGCAAGACGCCCUGUGCAAGAGAGGGGAAGAAUAAAGGAGACCAACAAGACGAUACGACUCGCAGAGAGAGGGAGAAUACUCGUGGGCGAGGACGAGAAGGAAAAGAUGGCAGAGGAGGAGGAGGAGGAGGAGGAGGAGGAGGAGGAGGUGGAGGAGGAGGAGGUGGAGGAGGAGGCGGUGGCGGUGGCGGCGGCGGCGGCGGCGGGAAGAGGAGAAAAGGCCAGAGCAGGACAACCACUGCUGCGAGCAUCACAACCAGCUUUGUAUCCUAAUCGUCAGUGCGUGCUCGCUGGGGCGGAGAGAAAAGCAGAGACAGUGCCUCGCCCAGCUGUGACCGCCAUCGACGAAGGGCAAAGUGAAGGAACGGAUUAACGCUGCUACGUGUUGCAGGAGAUGCAAAGAGAACAAGAGGGCUGCUGCAGCGCAAGAGGCUUUGCAGAGCUCUUUGAAUAGAUGAACUUGUCUGGAAGAGACUUGGUGACUUUCUGAGAGGGAUCUCUGUUGAGGGGAGCAAAGCCCCGGUGAAGAGACUGUGGUUCGGCAUCAUGAACAGAACAAUGUCACUGCAGCGUUAGAAGCUGGAAACCUGACAUUGAAUGAAGGGGCCUCCUCAGCUCCCUCAAUUUCUCACAGUCCAAUUUUAAUCGCAACGUGUUCUUGAUUUGUUUUCGUGUUGGUAAGAGGUGGCGGAUGGAUUUUCAUAACAGCCGCUGUUCAAGAUGUUAAGACAGUGAAUAGUUUUAAGUAAAAAAAAAAAAAGGAAAGGCACUGGAAAUUAUUUGUGGUUGGUGAGGACAGGAGGGUCGAGGGAGUCUACUACAAAACAAGCCUAAGAGAGGACGUAGAGGAGGAUCGUUCAAAAGUUGAUGUAUCGGAAAAUAACUUCGCACAAAAAAUGGGGAAUUAAAAAAAACUAAAAUAUUUGCAUGGUACAAGGUUGCAUGAGUGUGCCAUUGUGCAGGCAAGUAAGUGUGUGUGUGUGUGUGUGUGUGUGUGUGUGUGUGUGUGUGUGUGUGUGUGUGUGUGUGUGUGUGUGUGUGUGUGUGUGUGUGUGUGUGUGUGUGUGUGUGUGUGUGUGUCUACCUAAAGUCUGGUCGUUUGAGUACUUUGAAUGCAUUUCUGCACGGAAUCAAGUUUCUUGUCGUUCAUGUGUGUUUACGUCUGUGUGUGAACCUUGUUCUCACAGAUCGAAGCAAUAGGGUGUGCAUAGCGAGAGGGAGACAAUGUAAAUGCACGGCGAUAUAUCGAAUAUGCAGUAACGUACAAGCCACCGAUUGUUUUAUAAGCCAUCAAAUCAUCCGCUGCUCAGUAAUCAUGUAUGUUUGCAACAGGGUCUGAAGAUUUUGCACAACUAUAAGGUUUCCUACUGCUCAAGUUUCAGAACAAUCAAAGCAUUUUUUACACAUUUAUAAUCCAAAAGCUUCAUAAAAUGCAGUUACAGAGAUUUCUUUUCUUUUUAUGUCUAGAAUGUUUUUCCAUGGGUCUGUUUGCUUUCCACUCGAUAGUUUCAGGAGAAGUUACUUGCUACAGUUAUUCAUUCAUACUACGGAUCGUGAUACUGAAUAUGUUCGGACGCAAGAGGUAUUAGUAUCAUCAUGUAUAGCUUAUUCUGUGAAAGCCUAAAUAAAGUUCAGAUGAAGCAGAUGAAACAUUA